AAUGUUAUAUUAAUAGGCAAAACGUCAGGGCGUGAAAGGCUAUCAACAGCCGCCACAACAGCAACAAAUUGGCACCGGAUAUAGACCUCCGGCCCCACAAUCACAAGUGGGCGCACCUCAGAGAACCCGACCGCGACGUCCGCCGCCAUCGCGACCUCAGCCUCAAGAGGAUGAGGGACAGGACAACAGCGCUGAGGGAGAGGCCAAUCCCGAGCCACCCAUAUAUGGAGGAGUGAUGGGAACGCCAGGCGUCGACUUUCCCGGCUAUACGCGAGUACCCAAAACCAGUUUCACGUGCACUGGUAUGCCAUACGAGCCGGGAAUGUACGCCGAUAUGGAGACCCAAUGCCAGGCCUAUCACAUCUGUUUCCAGGGACGGAAGGAGAGUAUGCUAUGCGGUGUGGGAACGGUCUUCAAUCAGGCUAUUCUCGGCUGUGAUUAUUGGCAUUCAGUCGACUGCUCGCAAACGCCUAACUUCUACUCAAUUAAUGAAGAAUUAGGUAAAGCGGGAGCAGAGCCGGGACCAGGAGGUGCUCCGCCAGCGAAGGCCCAACCAGUAUCCCGACCGGCGUCACGACCCGCACCCAGACCUCAACCGCCCCGACAACAGCCCCAACAGCCUAUCGAUGAGGAGACCGAAUAUAUUGCGCCCCAAAAGCCGCAAACCGGUCGCUAUCAGCCGCAGCCGUCAUCUAAAAUUCAACCCGCAUUUCCACAAAGACCUCAACAGCCAUACAGACCACAACCCGCUCCACAGCCGCCCAGAAAAACACCUCAACCACAACAACGACCGUUCGCUCCACAGCCACAACGCCCACAACCUCAGCCCCAACAGCGCCCGUAUCAGCCACAGCCUCAAGUGAAGCGACCACAACCGCCUCAACCGCAGCCCCAACAGCGCCCGUAUCAGCCGCAGCAGAGGCCAUACCAACCACAACCCCAACCCCAGAGGCCAUACCAACCACAGCCUCAACAGAGACCAUAUCAACCACAACCCCAACAAAGACCAUAUCAACCGCAGCCACAAAUUGGUAAGACCUCUCCUCCCCGGUCUCCUCACUCUUUCCCACCGCCGCCUCUUCGACCCCCACCUGAGCCCCAGAGACCCAUCGUUCAGAUACGGGAUGAAGAACCGGUCGAUUUCUCACAGAAACAACAGCAGACAUACGAUUACUGAAUAUAUUGAUUCAAUUCAAUCAUUUAUAUAUAACACCCAAUGAUUUCAAUAUUCAUUCAUUUUACACCAAUUUAUUGUUUAACUAGAGUUUAAUCAUUAGAUUAUAAUUAUUAAUAUUUUAUUUGUUUUCUUAUCAAAAAUCC
Molecule: messenger RNA, 1320 nt
Organism: Medioppia subpectinata
Lineage: Eukaryota; Metazoa; Arthropoda; Arachnida; Sarcoptiformes; Oppiidae
Source: the annotation of a GenBank genome assembly